This is a messenger RNA of Erythranthe guttata (spotted monkey flower), 1830 nucleotides long. Its product is annotated as NAC domain containing protein 50. Lineage: Eukaryota; Viridiplantae; Streptophyta; Magnoliopsida; Lamiales; Phrymaceae. The record is from RefSeq and is a predicted model, not a curated record. Gene Ontology annotation, biological process: regulation of DNA-templated transcription. Gene Ontology annotation, molecular function: DNA binding.
AGCAGCAGCGUUUCAUUUCUUCUCUCUCUCUCUCUCUCUAUCUCUCUCUCUCCUCUUAGAUUUUCGAUUUCCGUGUCAAGCAAGCAUCCACACCACACACACACACACACCACCACACUCCAUCCCCCAUUUCUUGACCCAACGGCAAAAUCCAAACCCCAGCAACUAAAUUAAUUCUCUUACCUUUUAAUUUUUUUUUCUACUUUUAAUUUAAUUUAAUUUUUUUCUACUCCUUAAUCAAUAAAAAUCUUUGCUUGCCUUCCAAUUUUCUCCCAUUUCUAUUCCGAACCUAAUUUAUUUAUUUCUCCGGUGUACUUUAUUUUUUCUUUCAUCAGGGCUUUUUUUCAUUUUUUUUUGGGGUUUCUUGUUUAGCAUAAAAGACAAGACCCGGAAUUUUAUUUUUUGUGGGGUUUGUUGUAAAUUAGAAAUCUUGGAAAAUGGAGAUGGGACAGGAGUUGGUGGUGGCUCCGGCGGCGGCGACGGCGGCAGUGAAGGGUGCUCCGCCGCCGACUUCGUUGGCGCCGGGAUUCAGGUUUCAUCCGACGGAUGAGGAGUUAGUUAGGUACUAUUUGAGGAGGAAGGUUUGUGGGAAGCCGUUUCGGUUUGAAGCUGUUACAGAAAUUGAUGUCUACAAAUCUGAACCUUGGGAACUUGCUGAUUACUCGUCUGUGAACACGAGAGAUCUCGAAUGGUACUUCUUUAGCCCCGUGGAUAGAAAGUACGGGAACGGGUCCCGCCUGAAUCGAGCCACCGGCAAAGGUUACUGGAAAGCAACCGGGAAAGACCGCUCCGUUCGCCAUAAAAACGAAACCAUAGGAAUGAAGAAAACCCUAGUUUUCCACAGCGGGCGGGCCCCGGAUGGAAAGAGAACAAAUUGGGUCAUGCACGAGUAUAGGCUUUGCGAUGCCGAGUUGGAAACUGCUGGCAUUCCUCAGGAUGCGUUUGUGCUGUGUAGAAUCUUCCAGAAGAGUGGUCUGGGCCCACCGAACGGAGACCGGUAUGCACCUUUUGUGGAAGAAGAAUGGGGCGAAGAUGCUGCGCUCGUUAUUUCAGGUGAGGAGGCUGAGGAUGACGUGGCGAAUGCGGAUGAACCACGUGUUGAGUGCACUGAUCUUGAUCAGGACACUCCGCCUCUGAGCAUUGCUCUUCCGCAGAUCGAGUCUGAGAUUCUGCCAUUUACGUGCAAGAGGGAGCUAGUGGACCCCACACCGCUCUCUUUAUCUAAAAGCAAUAAAAGAUCUAAGCACGAAGAUCCCAACUCGACCAAACCAAACGGGUCGGAAGAUUCCACCACCACGAGUCUUCCGGAACCUUCAAUGAUGAUGACGAAAAAUACUUCUUCAGGUACACUCUUGGAAUUCCCCUUGUUACAGCCUCGUUGCUCCUCGAAAGAGACCACAUUUGACUCUUCCAACCUUGAGAAAUCGGUUCCGCCUGGCUACCUUAAAUUCAUCAACAACUUGGAAAACGAGAUACUGAAUGUCUCGAUGGAGAAAGAUCUGCUCAAAAUCGAAGUGAUGAGAGCUCAAGCAAUGAUCAGUCACUUCCAAUCCCGCAUCGAAACUUUGACCGAAGAAAACGAGUCUUUUAAAAGACGUUUUAACUAGGGGAGGGAGGGGUAAUACUGUCCCUUUUUUUUUUUUUUUUUUUUAAGAGAUGAGUUAUUGGCCUUUUUUUAAAGAGAUUUUAGGCGGCUCGUACUUUCUAUUUAUUUCGCUUAGUUUUUCUUUUUAAUUAUCGGAACCGUGAAUCUGCCGACUAUGCUUUCUCUCUUUUUUAUUAUGAAUAAAAGCUGACUUUUUUAAUAUUGAUUGUGGUACUUAACCGUGA